AGUUCUUUGCAACUUCGUCUGAGACGUCGGAGAGCCGAGUGGAGCGAGGCUGGGGCUGCAACUCCAAGCCCCAGAGACUCGGAGAAGCAGAGAAAGAAUCCGGUGGAGACCGAGGGGUCGAGAGAGACUCCAGAGGCAGCGAGGCCGUGGAACCAGCCUGGCAGCCGGCGGGCCUCGCUGCCCCUUGAGUGAAACCAAGGGCCGUGUGUCCCGCAGGCCUCCUCAAAGCCGCUCCUACAGGAGGCCGGGGGCUCCUUGCCGUCCCAGAGACGGGCCCCUACGAUAUGCCCCCAAAGCUGCCAGUUCCUUGGCCGCAUCUACUCUGGCCCGGCUCCGCAGCCGCUGCCUGAGACGGCCCAGGAGGGAAGCCACCAGGAGUUGGGCGCCCCACUCCCAGCCGGACUGCACUAGCGCCGUUUCCCGCCUCUAGGCGCAGCUCUCGGCGAUCUCCAGCGGAGCAGCUCUGAGAGAGGCCCCGGAGAUCCAGCAGCGUUUUCUAAGCCCAGAUCGCACACUACCCGGCCUGGCGGCGUGGCUCCCUAGCCGCGCUGGGCAGCCCCUUGGCGCCGGGAGGCGGCGGCGUCGGCCGGCCUGCAGUCUGGAGCGCCCCGAUGGAAAUACACUGUAAGCACGACCCGUUUGCAUCCAUGCAUAGACAUGGAGGAGUGAAUCAGCUUGGGGGGGUUUUUGUGAAUGGACGGCCACUCCCGGAUGUAGUCCGCCAAAGGAUAGUGGAACUCGCUCAUCAAGGUGUCAGGCCCUGUGACAUCUCAAGGCAGCUUCGAGUCAGCCAUGGUUGUGUCAGCAAAAUUCUCGGCAGGUAUUAUGAGACGGGGAGCAUCAAGCCUGGAGUAAUUGGAGGAUCCAAACCAAAGGUCGCCACGCCCAAAGUGGUGGAAAAAAUCGCUGAGUAUAAACGCCAAAAUCCCACCAUGUUUGCCUGGGAGAUCAGGGACCGGCUGCUGGCGGAACGGGUGUGUGACAAUGACACGGUGCCCAGUGUCAGUUCCAUCAACAGGAUCAUCCGGACGAAAGUACAACAACCACCCAACCAGCCAGUCCCAGCUUCCAGUCACAGCAUAGUGUCCACAGGCUCCGUGACGCAGGUGUCCUCGGUGAGCACGGACUCGGCCGGCUCCUCGUACUCCAUCAGCGGCAUCCUGGGCAUCACGUCCCCCAGCGCCGACACCAACAAGCGCAAGAGGGAUGAAGGUAUUCAGGAAUCUCCAGUGCCCAACGGUCACUCACUGCCGGGCAGAGAUUUCCUCCGGAAGCAGAUGCGGGGAGACCUGUUCACGCAGCAGCAGCUGGAGGUGCUGGACCGCGUGUUUGAGAGGCAGCACUACUCGGACAUCUUCACCACCACGGAGCCCAUCAAGCCCGAGCAGUGGUGCCCCGUGCUGAUGAGACAAUACUUGGUGCAGCCCCAGGCAGUCCUUUUCCAGACCACUGAGUAUUCAGCGAUGGCCUCGCUGGCUGGAGGGCUGGACGACAUGAAGGCCAACCUGACCAGUCCCACCCCUGCCGACAUCGGGAGCAGCGUGCCUGGACCACAGUCCUACCCCAUUGUGACAGGCCGUGACUUGGCGAGCACGACCCUCCCCGGGUACCCUCCGCACGUCCCCCCCGCCGGACAGGGCAGCUACUCAGCACCGACGCUGACAGGGAUGGUGCCUGGGAGUGAGUUUUCCGGGAGCCCCUACAGCCACCCUCAGUAUCCCUCGUACAACGACUCCUGGAGGUUCCCCAACCCGGGGCUGCUCGGCUCCCCGUACUAUUACAGCGCCGCGGCCCGAGGAGCUGCCCCACCUGCGGCCGCCACUGCCUACGACCGUCACUGACCCUCGGAGCCAGGCGGGCGCUAAGCACUUAUAACACAUAUCACUGAGGGCGAUAGCCUCUCAGCCCCUCCGAAGACAGCCAGAGGGGCCCAGUGAGACCAUCCCCCAGCAAUCCCCUCUCACCUGAAACUCCCUCCCAACCUUUUCCUGCCAGGGAGCUGGGGUUCUAUGGUAAGGCCAUUGGACUUCUAGACACACGUCCAUUUCUAAGAGUCAAUCAGUGAGCUUCUCCCAACAG
Lontra canadensis (Northern American river otter) is the source of this 2079-nucleotide messenger RNA. It is a transcript of the gene PAX5, whose product is annotated as paired box 5. NCBI's taxonomy places the organism in Eukaryota, Metazoa, Chordata, Mammalia, Carnivora, Mustelidae. The coding region runs from base 612 to 1841 and encodes 409 amino acids. The record is from RefSeq and is a predicted model, not a curated record. Gene Ontology annotation, biological process: regulation of transcription by RNA polymerase II; anatomical structure development. Gene Ontology annotation, molecular function: RNA polymerase II cis-regulatory region sequence-specific DNA binding; DNA-binding transcription factor activity, RNA polymerase II-specific. The transcript has 11 exons.